Molecule: messenger RNA, 491 nt
Organism: Ictalurus punctatus (channel catfish)
Lineage: Eukaryota; Metazoa; Chordata; Actinopteri; Siluriformes; Ictaluridae
Gene: dpy30
Product: dpy-30 histone methyltransferase complex regulatory subunit
Exons: 5
Coding region: 16-363 (115 amino acids)
Cellular component (GO): Set1C/COMPASS complex
Source: RefSeq, a predicted model, not a curated record
AACUACGUAGGGAUAAUGUGUCAAAAAAUCAGCCAAUAUGCGACGCCAAAUCACACAGAUGCGGAUCAGAGCAUGGAAGGACACACUCCUGUCGCAGAAAAUCCCCACGCAGAGUACGGGCUUACGGAAAACAUCCAGAGAAUAGUGGAGAGCGACAAGGCCAACGCUGAGAAAGUACCCAAACAGAAGGUGGAUCUCCAGACGCUACAGACUCUCCCCACACGAGCGUAUCUGGAUCAGACAGUGGUGCCCAUUCUGCUCCAGGGCCUCUCCGUGCUCGCCAAGGAACGGCCUCCAAAUCCCAUUGAGUUUUUAGCGGCGUUCCUCCUGAAGAACAAGUCGCAGUUCGAGGACCGGGGUUAAGCUGAAGGAUCGACGACGCUGCCGAUGGAAACGCGACCACGUCAUUCGCUCAAACGUCUGCAGUCCGCGUUAAUUGUUUCUUGGUUGUUUUUUUUUUGGAUUAAAAAAAUGUUAAAGCAGAAACACGA